This is a messenger RNA of Biomphalaria glabrata, 2962 nucleotides long. Its product is annotated as protein NDUFAF4 homolog. The transcript is spliced from 3 exons. The coding region runs from base 176 to 862 and encodes 228 amino acids. The record is from RefSeq and is a predicted model, not a curated record. Gene Ontology annotation, cellular component: mitochondrion. NCBI's taxonomy places the organism in Eukaryota, Metazoa, Mollusca, Gastropoda, Planorbidae. Gene Ontology annotation, biological process: mitochondrial respiratory chain complex I assembly.
UCAAAGAAUGACAUUGAUGUAAGCAACACUGACAUUCAACUUCAAGUAUCAAGAGCCUUGAUCCAGAGCUAUUCUAGAUCUAGAUCUAAACCUAAAGACUAGACUAGCAUUAGUCUAGUACUGUAGUUUAGAUAUAGAUUCUAGAUAUAUCUAGAAUCCAUUUAUUUUAAUAGACAUGGGACAAAUCUACUCAGUUAUUGCGCGUCCUUUUCGAAAUUUCAAUAUCGAAAACCGUGCUUUCAAGGUUCUUGAAAAAAGAAAAACUGAACCACACUCUGCUCCCAAACAUCCAACAACUGUUAAAAUUUUAUCCCGUGUGAGAGAAGAGAAUCCAGAGCUGUUCAAGAAGGAAGAUGUAAAGCAUGAACAGUUAAAUGAAAACUUGAAGAAAGUCUUUGUGGAAUCAAAAGAUCCCAUUGCUCAGCCUUCAACUGAAAAAAAAUCCCUUCCAAUAUCCAGACAUCCUUUUGAAGAUUCAGAGCUAGGUGUGAUGGAUGUUGAUUAUCUCAUCCCAGAAGGCAAAGCCACUCUUCGAACAGUUUUUAACUUUCUGGGACAGCAUCGGCUUAACCCUGAGCAGGUCACUGCAUCCAGCAUAGCCGCUGAACACAAACUUGACUUGGCCAAAGUGGAACAUGUUCUUAAUCACUUUAAGAUAUUUAACUUGUACAUACCUGACGAGAUGAUGAAGACGUCGAGCAUGAGAAAAGCCGUGCAGCAGCAGUUAGAAAUGGCAAAGUCUCAUCCAGGGUUCAUUCAUGUUCCAGGUGUUCCUAAGCUUGCAGAGGCAAUAGACGACAAAGCACAAACUCUAAACAGUAAUACAAGUGAAUCACUGAACACUUCUGGCACCAAAACAUAACAAUAGUUGUUUUUUAUUACUGAGAUCUGUUUAUAUAUAGAUAUUAACAUAUACAGUGGGCCUUCACUGCAUUCACUAAAUUCACUGUUUAGUCCAGGAGUCAACAAAAAUUUUUUAGACUUCAUCCUUUUUAAUGCUCCCAACACAUUUUGAGCUUGUGUAGUCAAAACUCCUGAGAACAAUCUGUUACUUGGGCACUGAGAUGAAACACAAAGGCUAUGUUUAAAAGUUUUUUGUUUUCAAGUAUUUUUUUUAAAUGGAUAAACAUCUUUUUGAAGUAAUUCUUUAAUGCUCCUUCCAUUCACUCCUUAUUCACAUCUUCUUCUAACCUGCUAUUGCCGAUGAACUUUAGCGUCUUGACUUUACCACGGAGAAAGUAAUAUGCUAUUCUUAUCAGCUUUUCUAUACUGAUGUACAGCCUGUUAGUUAUACAGUGUUGUUUAGAUAAUAGGGUCUCGCUGUGGUGGAUUAAGUUGGGACAUUCUAAAUAGAAAUAUCUGGAACUUUGGGUGUGUGGAAUUUAUUUUAUUUAGAUGGAAAUUCAAAGUAGUUUGACCUAUUAUAAGUAUGCUUUUAAUAAACUCAAAUCUACAUGUGGCUUGCAACUAAAGAUCUAGAUCGGUUAAACAAGCUACAUUGAGGUUGAAUGUACUUACACGGCUGUCAGUUUUUAUGUAUUUAAUUGUUAUUGUUUUCUAUAGACAUAUUUUUUUUUUUGCUUAACUUUAUAUAAUACUAAUCAUAUUUAUGUAACUUGAAUUGCAAGCAAGUCAACAAAGAUGAGAAUGUGUAUUCAUAGUGAAAAUAGGGCAAUUAAACAAAUACAUACUCAAAAUUAUUUUUUUUAAGUCAUGAGGUCAAGUCAGCCAUUACUAUUUAAUCUGCAGUUCAUUAUUUCUACUUGUCUUGGACUCAUGCACCUCCACAAUUACUACACUAACUGCAACGCAACUUCUCAGUGUUGCCUCACAUAGAUCUAGAUCUUCUGCCUCACUGCAGUUCCACAAACAAGUCUCCCUAUCCCUAGGAAUUUCCCUAAAAUGUCUGCUUUCCUCAGUUCCUACACUACAAAAGUCCUCAGUGGCGACUACCUCAUUACAGAGGGGAAAAAAAAGCGAGAAAAGUGCCUUAUAAGUAUGCGCUUCAGUUUUGCAGGAUUUACAUUUCAUAAAAAAUAAUGUCUCACCCAUUGCGAAUUUUGUGCCAGUGUGCACCGUAAAUAUUGGUGCAAGAGCAGGUAACAAGGUUAUAUGACUUCUGCUUAAUCUCUCCACUGAAUAGUUAGUUCAUUGAGUUCUUUAAUUUACUACAAUGCUUAAAGCAUACUCCUGUUUCUAUACUGUUGAAUAGUAUUGUACAAGACAGCAAUUACUUCACACUAGUAACACACCCUUUGGAGUUUGAAAUGUGAUUGCAUUAGUGAAGUUCCACUGUAUAUAUUUUAACAAAUUUAGUAACGUUGAAUGUCAUGAAAUAUUUUUGUUUUAAAGUUUGUACUAUACAAUAAUAACUUAUCGUAUAGUGAAAAAUUACAUCUCAGUUUUACAAAGCAUAGCAGAAUUGUGACACACAUUUACAUUAUUACUAAGAGUUGGGUUUAGAUUUUGGCUGGGAUUAGAAGGAUAUCAAAGUGAAAUUGUUCCUGUGUAUGUGAUUUAGAAGUUUUGUUCUAUUUAUUGAUUUAAAAAAACAUCUUUGAAUGACAUUAUAGAUGCACUCUUUGCUGUGAAUAACAUUGUAAGAGUGUAGUUAGGUUUGCAGAUUUUAUCUCAGUAACUAUAACUUUCUAGUAAACAUUUUUCUCUUGAUCUACAUGCAAGAUGUGCCAAACUCAUGGCUAACUUCGAAAUACCCGGUAAGUCGACAGCCUCAACAUUUUCUUCUUAUAACCCAGUUUUACUUGGUCAUUGAUUCUUGUUAGUUUAAACCUAGUUAGUGUUUGCAUAGAAAAUAUGAGCAAAUAAUUGUCAUUCAACUACUGAAUCAUGAUUUAUACACAUAUUUUUACUUACACCAAGGUGUUAUUAUUUAUUAACAUGAAGUUUUGUUCAAAGUUUGAUGUCAUGUUGAUGAAAUAAAUUUGAUUGUAAUAACAAAACU